UUUCUUGGCAGUGGGGUGUCAUCGUUCAACAGUUUUGUUCAUGACCUAUCGGUGAAUUAUGAUUCUACAUCAGGUUUAGAGUAUUCAUCUGGAGAUGACAUUGAUGAUUAUGAUAAUGCUUACAUAUGUCCUGCUACUCCAAUAACGCCAGCUUUUAGAUUCACUAGAGCACCUAGCUUCAAACUUGAAAGGAAUCGUCGCAGGCAUUGGAUUAUAUCCAUUAUCAUGUUUCUUUUACUACCUGCAAGAAUUAUUUUAGGCAUACCCUUUUAUAUUCUUAAAAAGAUAUUUGAUAGAGGUAUAACCGCACGUACAACAACCCACAAAAGGGUGCGGACUUCUCAAACCAAGAAAGCAUUGGAUCAUGUUGUUCAACGGACUACUGACAGAAGACGGGGUAUUAUAGAGGAUCUUCAUCUAGGUAUAGAGAUAGUUAUAGAGACCAUAUUCGAUAUUAUUCAUCGUGUAGCACGUUGUGUUUUUUCUCCACUGGAUUCUAUAAGGAUGUUAUUAAGGUGGUCUUCUUCUGCGAGUGGUACUAAAAAUAAUCAGAGUGAUGAUUCAACUCCCAUUGUUGCGACCGCUACACUUGCUGAUUCUAAUCCUGCUCCAACAGAGAAAAAAAGUAAUUUAAGUAGUAGACUAAACAUAGAUGCUAGAACAUGUCGAGAUGUCAUCACUGAGCUCGGGUACCCUUAUGAAGCUAUUAAAGUAGUAACAUCAGAUGGAUAUGUUCUUCUUUUGGAAAGAAUUCCAAGACGCGAUUCAAAAAAGGCUGUUUAUCUGCAACAUGGCGUUUUUGAUUCGUCUAUGUGCUGGGUGUCAAAUGGAAUUGUUGGCUCUCCAGCUUUUGCAGCUUAUGAUCACGGAUACGAUGUUUUCCUUGGUAACUUUCGUGGCCGUGUUUCCAGAGAACACGUUAACAAAAACAUUUCUUCGCGACAGUAUUGGCGUUACUCAAUCAAUGAACAUGGAACCCAAGACUUACCAGCAUUAAUCGAAAAGAUAAACCAAGUGAAGACUUUAGAGUUAAAAUCGUCAACCCAAAGUAACACAAACACUGAUGACCAACCUUAUAAACUAUGUGCCAUUUGCCACAGUUUAGGAGGAGCUGCACUUCUUAUGUACAUUGUAACCCGUCGAGUUGAAAAAAUCCCUCACAGGUUAUCAAGAUUAAUCUGUUUAUCCCCUGCCGGAUUUCAUCAUGAUUCACCUUUUUUCUUCACAGUAAUCGAGUACACAUGCCUUUGGUUAGCUCCUUUUUUGGCCCCAAUCGUCCCUGGUUUAUACGUACCCACAAGGUUCUUUAGGAUGUUGAUCAAUAAGUUGGCCCGUGAUCUUCAAAACUAUCCUGCAGUCGGCGGGCUAGUCCAAACUAUUAUGGGUUAUGUGGUUGGUGGUGAUAGUUCAAACUGGAUAGGUGUGAUUGGGCUGCCUCAUUAUAACAUGAAUGAUAUGCCAGGAGUUUCAUUUCGGGUGGCAUGGCAUUUGGCUCAAAUUAAACAUGCAAGAAAAUUUGUGAUGUUUGAUCAUGGGAGUCGUAAAGCAAACAUGCGAGUUUAUGGUACACCAAAGCCGUUAGAUUUAGGGGAACGGUAUAAUCUUAUUGAUAUACCAGUCGAUCUUGUUGCAGGAAUGAAAGAUAAGGUGAUCCUUCCAUCGAUGAUUAGAAAACAUUAUACGUUGAUGAAAGAUGGAGGUGUGAGGGCAUCUUAUAAGGAAUUCGAGUAUGCUCAUUUGGAUUUCACGUUUUCUCAUCAUGAAGAGCUUUUGGAAUACGUUAUGUCACGGUUGCUACUUGUGGAUUCGAAGCAUAGGACGAUGAAUUUGAAGAAGAAAGAUGAAAUCUUAGCAGUAAAGUGA
Messenger RNA from Erigeron canadensis, 1863 nucleotides. RefSeq names its product gastric triacylglycerol lipase-like. The annotation marks the transcript as partial. Lineage: Eukaryota; Viridiplantae; Streptophyta; Magnoliopsida; Asterales; Asteraceae. Gene Ontology annotation, biological process: lipid metabolic process. The transcript has 7 exons. The record is from RefSeq and is a predicted model, not a curated record.